This is a messenger RNA of Dicentrarchus labrax (European seabass), 1317 nucleotides long. Its product is annotated as IgGFc-binding protein-like. Bases 61 to 1317 code for a protein of 418 amino acids. The transcript has 5 exons. The record is from RefSeq and is a predicted model, not a curated record. NCBI's taxonomy places the organism in Eukaryota, Metazoa, Chordata, Actinopteri, Moronidae.
UGUGGACUUUGUGGAAACUUCAAUGGAAAUCCAAAUGAUGAGUUCCGCAUCCCAUCUGGAAUGAUGGUCACCACUCCAGAUGAGUUUGGGACAGCUUGGAAGGUGGCAGGCAGCGAUACUUGCAGCGAUGGGUGUGGCUCCUCCUGCCAACAAUGUACCAAUGAGCUCCAUGCUAGAGCUCAGUGUGAGGUGAUUCAGGCAGCCGACGGCCCGUUAAGAUUCUGCCAUGAGCACGUGGACCCGGCACGAUAUUUCAAGAGCUGUGUGUUUGACGUGUGUGUGUUGGGAGAUGAUUUUCUGUGCGGGGCCAUUCAAACAUAUGUCAGCGCCUGUCAGUCUGCUAAUGGUCGAAUCUACCCAUGGAGACAAAACACCACCUGCAGACCUGAGUGUCCCGCCAACAGCCAUUAUGAGCUGUGUGGUAGCGACUGUGGCCACACCUGUGCCAGCAGCAUGAAUGCCAGCUGCGGGCAGGUUUGCUCUGAGGGAUGUUUCUGUGAUGAAGGUUUCGUCAGGAGUGGGACGGGAUGUGUCCCUGUGGAAAGCUGUGGCUGUGAACAUGACGGCUCCUACUAUAAGGAUGGUGAGUCCUUCUGGACAGAAGGUUGCUCCCAGCAAUGUGAGUGCCAUGCUCCCAAUGACCUGCGCUGUUCUGCUGCAUCUUGCACUCCUGCACAAGAGUGUGCCAUCAGAGAUGGCAGGCUGGGCUGUUUUCUUUACGAUUUGACCACUUGCACCGUGUGGGGGGAUCCACACUACAUCACUUUUGAUCACAAGGCCUAUGACUUCCAGGGAACGUGUCGCUAUGUUGUAGCAACCCUUUGUAAUGACACAGAUGGACUCCAUCCAUUUUCAGUGGAAGCUAAGAAUGAGCGCUGGAGUCGGAGUACAGUUUCAGUCAUAGCUGAAGUUUUUGUGAACGUGUUGGGCAAUCAAGUGCAUAUGUCCAGGGGACGCAACGGUGUGGUAAAAGACCUGAGUGUCCCGCCAACAGCCAUUAUGAGCUGUGUGGUAGCGACUGUGGCCACACCUGUGCCAGCAGCAUUAAUGCCAGCUGCGGGCAGGUUUGCUCUGAGGGAUGUUUCUGUGAUGAAGGUUUCGUCAGGAGUGGGACGGGAUGUGUCCCUGUGGAAAGCUGUGGCUGUGAACAUGACGGCUCCUACUAUAAGGAUGGUGAGUCCUUCUGGACAGAAGGUUGCUCCCAGCGAUGUGAGUGCCAUGCUCCCAAUGACCUGCGCUGUUCUGCUGCAUCUUGCACUCCUGCACAAGAGUGUGCCAUCAGAGAUGGCAGGCUGGGCUGUUUUCUUUACGAUUUGA